GCCGCUUUGGGUCAAGCAGAGAAGCACGAGCAGCUCAGUAGAAGCUGCCGUCAUGAAGCCGCUUUACUACUCUUUAAUGUGAUGCGGAAGCGGAAUAACUCCCUGACCGCGGAGCAGGACAGCGGGACCGCCGGCGCUCUGCUGGACAGCGACCCGGACCUGAAGCAGCGUCCCAGCAGGGGAGCAGCGGGGCCCGGAACCGGCAGCCUGCAGGGCCCGGGAGAGCAGCAGAACAUGGGGAAACCGUUCAGGAGGUUGGGCUUGAUGGGGAAGCUGAAGAGGAUCAUGUUGGUGCUGCUGGUUGUCUACGUCUCCAUCCCCAUCAUCAUCAAAAUCUUCCCCUCCAUCCAGGCCAAACUCGUCUUCCUCAACUUCGUGAGGAUGCCGUACUUCAUUGACCUGAAGCGGCCGCUGGACCAGGGACUGAACCACACACACAACUUCUACAUGGAGCCCGAAACUGGACUCAAGAUCGGAGUCUGGCACACAGUUCCAGCUGAGAUGUGGAGAGAAGCUCAGGGAAAAGAUGGUGACUGGUACGACUCCACGUUCAGCUCCUCCCACCCCAUCAUUCUCUAUCUCCAUGGCAACGCAGGGACCAGGGGAGGAGACCACAGGGUGCAGCUCUACAAGGUCCUCAGUUCGUUAGGAUACCACGUGGUGACCUUCGAUUACAGAGGUUGGGGGGAUUCAGACGGCUCGCCAUCAGAAGUGGGGAUGACAUCAGAUGCUCUCUUCAUUUACGAUUGGCUGAAACGACGGAUAGAAAAAUCUCUGCCGCUUUAUAUCUGGGGACACUCUCUGGGAACGGGAGUCGCCACAAACCUGGUGAGACGGCUGUGUGACAGAGGAAGUCCUCCUGAUGCUCUGAUUCUGGAGUCUCCCUUCACCAACAUCCGAGAGGAGGCCAAGAGUCAUCCCUUCUCCAUGGUGUACAGAUACCUGCCUGGCUUUGAUUGGUUCUUCCUGGACGCCAUCGCUGCCAACAACAUCCGCUUUGCCAGCGAUGAAAACGUGAACCACAUCUCUUGUCCGGUUCUGAUCCUUCAUGCCGAGGACGACAGUGUGGUUCCUUUCCACCUCGGAAAAAAGCUCUACAACGUGGCCUCGCAGUCGAAGAGCCUCAACGGUCACAAAGUUCAGUUCAUCUCGUUCCCGUCUUCGCUCGCCUACAAACACAAGUUCAUCUACAGGAGCCCGGAGCUGCCAAACAUCCUCAGCGACUUCCUCGGCACAGCUCAUCCCAUCACACCGUGACGAAGAUGAUGGCUCUUCAUCAAACGAUCAGACUAAACACGUGAUUCCUCGGUUAACAUUCCCCCCGCCCCUCACAUACACAGGGUUACCAUGGCGACUGUUUUUACUCCAGAGCGGACUACGAAGUGAAGCAAAAAACGCUUUUUUUUAUUUUUAUUCUCGGCAGCUGAGCAGCCGACUCUUCAUCCUCUGCAUGGUUUUUUUCUUCUCCUCUUCAUCACGUCUGACUCUUCUGUCUGGAGGUUUGAAGCCUGUUAUGACUUGAAUAUGAAUUUAUGAAUUAAAUAUUUGUUUUAUGUA
Messenger RNA from Melanotaenia boesemani (Boeseman's rainbowfish), 1557 nucleotides. RefSeq names its product abhydrolase domain containing 12, lysophospholipase (gene abhd12). The record is from RefSeq and is a predicted model, not a curated record. The transcript is spliced from 13 exons. Gene Ontology annotation, cellular component: endoplasmic reticulum membrane. Gene Ontology annotation, molecular function: monoacylglycerol lipase activity; phosphatidylcholine lysophospholipase A1 activity. NCBI's taxonomy places the organism in Eukaryota, Metazoa, Chordata, Actinopteri, Atheriniformes, Melanotaeniidae. The coding region runs from base 82 to 1257 and encodes 391 amino acids. Gene Ontology annotation, biological process: monoacylglycerol catabolic process; phosphatidylserine catabolic process.